Cyprinus carpio (common carp) is the source of this 1926-nucleotide messenger RNA. Its product is annotated as carboxypeptidase vitellogenic like. NCBI's taxonomy places the organism in Eukaryota, Metazoa, Chordata, Actinopteri, Cypriniformes, Cyprinidae. Gene Ontology annotation, biological process: proteolysis. The record is from RefSeq and is a predicted model, not a curated record. Gene Ontology annotation, molecular function: serine-type carboxypeptidase activity.
GGUUUCACUGCGAUCACAUGACAUAAAGCCCAUAUAGUCAUGUGACCGGUUGCAACACAUAAGCAGACGUGACAACAAGCCGAUCUGUAUUUACUGUACUUCACUUUCAUAUGCCGAUGCAAACGGCUUCUGGAUUUUUGAUUGGCAUCUGGCUUCAAGUCGCACCUCUAUAAUGCUGAAGGAAACGCUGAGGCUGCUGUUGCUCUGGGCUGUUCUGGAGUCGGUCAGAUCUCGCGGUUGCUCCUCGUUCUUCUGCAGGAAGUCACACCGUGUGAGCGGGUCACGUUUUGGAGUUGACCCGGGCAAACCCCUGAUGCUCACUCCCUACCUAGAGGAAGGCAAAAUAGAAGAAGCCAAAAAAUUGAGUUUGGUGGGACCCCUUCCUGGUGCCAAUGUCAAAAGUUACUCAGGAUAUCUCACUGUGAACAAGACCUACAACAGUAACCUUUUCUUCUGGUUCUUUCCUGCCCAGGAGAAACCAGAGACGGCUCCGGUGCUGCUGUGGCUGCAGGGAGGACCUGGAGGCACCUCCAUGUUUGGCUUGUUUGUGGAGCAUGGCCCAUAUUUUGUACAUAAGAACCUCACAUUGGGCUAUAGGGAUUUCCCCUGGACAUCACGAUACUCUGUUCUUUACAUCGACAACCCGGUUGGGACAGGAUGGAGUUUCACUGGAGAUGACCGAGGGUUCGCACAAAACCAGGAUGAUGUGGGCAGAGACUUGUACAAUGCCCUGACUCAAUUCUUCCAAAUAUUCAGUGAGUUCCAGCCUAAUCCGUUCUACGCUACAGGCGAGUCAUACGCAGGAAAGUAUGUUCCAGCGAUCGGCUACUACAUCCACAAGAACAAUCCCUCUGCCAAAGUGAAGAUCAACUUUAAAGGAGUAGCCAUUGGAGAUGGUCUGUGUGACCCUGAACUGAUGCUGGGAGGUUAUGCAGAUUUCCUCUAUCAGACGGGUCUCGUGGAUGAGCUGCAGAGGCAGUAUGUGCAGCAGUAGACGGAUGCAGUAGUCAAACUCAUCCAGGAGCAGAGAUGGGUGGAGGCCUUCGAGGUUUUUGACAGCUUACUGAAUGGUGAUCUUACUUCUUAUCCCUCUUACUUCCAAAACGUCACUGGAUGCACCAACUACUUCAACUACAUGCAGUGUCAGGAGCCUCCAGAUCAGGAGUAUUUUUCUUCAUUUGUGACUCUACCAGAUGUUCGUCGUUCCAUCCACGUUGGUAAUCUUACAUUCAAUGACGGCUCAGAUGUUGAGAAGCAUCUGCUUCAGGAUGUCAUGAAGUCCAUCAAGCCCUGGCUGGGCGUCCUCAUGGACAACUAUAGAGUGAUGAUCUACAGUGGACAGCUUGAUGUCAUCGUUGCAGCCCCUCUAACUGAGCGCUUCCUGCCCACAGUGAACUGGUCAGGAGCGGACGAGUAUAAAAAAGCAGAGCGCUUCCACUGGAAGGUCCAGCCCAGUGAUACUGAAGUGGCAGGUUAUGUGCGACAAGUAGGAGAGUUCCUUCAGGUGAUUGUCAGGGGAGGCGGGCACAUUUUGCCUUAUGACCAACCAGAGAGAUCAUUUGCCAUGAUUGACAGAUUCCUUUCUACAGAUGGAUUCUCAUCACAUUGACACACUAAACUGAAAUAGAAUGUAAAGCAGGGGUGUUAAACUCAAUUCCUGGAGGUCCGGAGCCCUUCAGAGUUUAGAUUCAACUCUAAUAAAAUUCAAGUACUUCAGACAGGUUGGAACCAAAUUAUGCAGGGCUCAUCAGGGGUUUUUAAUGUAAAGUGACCACUAAAUGAAUCAUUGUUCAGUUUAGAACUCCGUGUGCUAUUAUGAAAAAGGUUAGGGUUUAUGUUUUUAUUGUGCUAUGUGUUAAGUGUUGGGGCUAUGUUUUUAUUGUACAUGAUCAAUUUUUGAUUAAAGUGUGAUUUGAUUAUAAUCUA